This is a messenger RNA of Pogoniulus pusillus (Red-fronted tinkerbird), 5493 nucleotides long. RefSeq names its product macrophage mannose receptor 1-like. The record is from RefSeq and is a predicted model, not a curated record. The transcript is spliced from 28 exons. The coding region runs from base 98 to 3865 and encodes 1255 amino acids. NCBI's taxonomy places the organism in Eukaryota, Metazoa, Chordata, Aves, Piciformes, Lybiidae. Gene Ontology annotation, molecular function: signaling receptor activity.
CCACGGACACAGAGCGGGACCUGUUGCUGCCUCACUCAGAAGGGUUUUACAGGCUGCCAGCUUUGGGUAGAGGCAUGAGAAGCAAAUCAGCUUUGCAAUGAGUUUCUCCAGCCUCCUGGCUUUGCUUUGCCUCGGGCAUGCUUCUGUCCAGUCCCUGGACAACACAGGAAGGGUUUGGACCGAAGAUGGUUCAACUGGCAUCCUCUACCAGAUAAACUCAGAAGCAGCUCUCACGUGGCACCAAGCAAGGAAGAGCUGCCAGCAGCAGAGUGCAGAACUGCUGAGCAUCACUGGGAUUCAUGAGCAGGAAUAUGUAGCAGAGCUGACCAGAAAGUUCAAGUUUCCCUUCUGGAUUGGAUUGAACUCUCUGAAUUUCAACAGUGGAUGGCAGUGGGCUGGGGGCAGCCCUUUCAGAUAUUUGAACUGGGCUCCAGGAAGUCCUUUCCAGCCCCCUGGGAAAAUCUGUGGCCUAAUGAAUCCCAGACAGGAUGGUAAAUGGGAAAACCAAGCAUGCAACCAGAGACUUGGCUACAUCUGUGAGAAGAGAAGCUCCAGUUCCAAGCCUGCUGUGAUACCCAAAGAGGCUCUGAGCCCCACUGUGUGCCCAGAUGGCUGGAGGCCAUAUGCAGGCCACUGCUACAGCAUUCAGCAGGAACCCAAACCGUGGCAGGAUGCUCUGGCUUUGUGUCAGAAGCAAGGGGGAGAUUUGGCAAGUGUCCACAGCGUGGCUGAACUCAGCUUCCUGGUGUCACAGCUUGGUUACAAGCCCACCAGAGAGCUAUGGCUGGGUCUGAACGACCUGAAGGUUCACCUCUCUUUGGAGUGGAGUGACAGGACUGCUGUGACAUUCACCAAGUGGCAGCGUGGGCAGCCCAGCUACACCAGGGGUCUGGAGCACUGCGUGGCUAUGAAGGGGCAGGACGGGUACUGGGCAACUGAGGUUUGUGACAAAGAACUUGGUUACAGCUGCAAAAAGAAGCCUUCACCUCCAUCCUCUGAGCAAGAGACAACUGAGGACCCAGGCUGCCAGAAAGGGUGGAGCAGAUAUGGGUCCCACUGUUACCUGGUGGGCUCUGCCCUUCUGACCUUCUCAGAAGCCACCAGGACCUGCGAAGGGAACGAAGCUCAUCUGGCUACGGCACAAAGCAGGAAUGAGCAGGCCUUUCUGGUCAGUCUGGUGGGGGUGAGGCCUGAAGACUAUUUCUGGCUGGGCCUGUCUGGCACGGAGGAAGGAGGGAGGCUGAGGUGGGGCAGUGGUUGGACACCUCCCAUGGCUUCCCAGAGCACAGCAAUGCCAGGGAAGGAGCAAGGAUGUGUUGCCAUGAGAACUGAACCUGCAGCUGCAUUCUGGGAUGUGAUGAGCUGUGAGAAGACAGCAAAUUAUGUUUGCAAACAGCAGGCAGCAGGGGUGCUGCCUCCUGCUCCUCCACUGCCCGUCCCUGCGGCCGCCUGCGCUCAGGGCUGGGAGGGAGCCUCCUGGACAGACUCCUGCUUCAAAUUUUUUGUGAGACAAAGGACAGAAAUGAAGUCUUGGUUUGAGGCUGAAGAAUUCUGCAGAGAAAUAGGAGGAGACCUGGUCACGAUCAACUCAAGGGAGGAUCAGAUUCUCCUCUGGCAGUUAGCAUCGGAUAAAGGACUGAGCUAUCAGAGUUUCUGGAUUGGUUUGUUUCUCUUAAACGCUGAUGAAGGAUUUGCCUGGGUUGAUGGUUCUCCUGUAGUGUAUGAGAACUGGGAUGAAGAUGAACCCAACAACCACAGGAACCUUGAGCACUGUGUGAUGCUUAAUGGAUCCCCCCAGCUGCGCUGGAACGACCUGAGCUGUGAGCAGUUACUCAGCUGGAUUUGUGAGACACAGAAAGGGACACUGCUGAAACCUGAGCCCAGAGAGCAGCCUGCCUACGAGAGCACAGCUGCUGGGUGGAUUGUGCAUGAGGACAGGCAGUACUACUUCGGCAGGAGCCAUGUCCAUGGGGCAGAAGCAAGGAGGAUUUGCCAGAGGAGCUCUGCAGCUCUUGUUGCCAUUGGGAAUGAGAGCAAGAGGCACUUCCUCUGGCAAUAUAUUUACAGAAAGGGCAUCACAGACUCAUAUUUCAUUGGCUUAGUUGUCAGCUAUGAUCAGAAAUUCAGCUGGCUGGAUGGCUCCCCAGUGAGCUACACUGCCUGGGCUCCAGGCGAGCCCAACUUUGCCAACAACGACGAGAACUGUGUGAUCAUGGCAGAGCCUUCUGGCCUUUGGAAAGAUGUGAGCUGUGCAGUGAAAGCUGCCUUCAUCUGUGAGAGGCACAACUCGACUUACUCAGGAUUUGCUCCUACUCUACUUCCACCUCUGGGAGGAUGCCCUGAAACUUGGUCUUUGUUUAACAACAAGUGUUACAAAGUCUUUGGAUCCAGAGAAGGAGAGAGGCUGACUUGGCACUCUGCAAGGAGUGCUUGUAUAAAGCUGGGGGGGAACCUGGCCUCUAUCCACAGUGCACCAGUGCAAGCCUUCUUCACCCUCCUCCUGAAGGAUGUCACCAACGAAACCUGGAUUGGGCUGAAUGACAUUAACCAUGAGGAUAGGUAUCUGUGGACAGAUGGAAGCUUGUUUGACUACUCCUACUGGGCAGCAGGAUUCCCCUUCAGAGAUAAAUACAUAUAUGAUGGCUACAAGUAUGUUACAAUAGAGACUGACUGCAUCGCAAUCGUGAAGAGGUCUGCAGAGGCAGCAGGGCGCUGGGAGAACACUGACUGCGGGCAGAACGGGAGCUACCUGUGCCAGAUGGACAGCAAGCCUGAACUGUUUCAUCCCACGACUGCUCCAGACUCUGAUUUUGUCCACUAUGGUAACAGCAGCUAUUUAAUCAUCCCCUCCAAACUCAGUUGGGAAGAAGCAAGAAAAGCCUGCAAGGAGAAAUCUUCAGAGCUUGCCAGUGUGCUUGAUACUUACAGCAAUGCAUUCCUGCUGCUGCAGGCAGCACAGCAUGGAGAGCCCUUGUGGAUUGGGCUCAACAGCAAUGUGAGUUAUGGCUAUCACAGGUGGAGUGACAGAAGGAAGGUGACCUUUUCUAUCUGGGACUACAGAGAACCACACCAGAAAAGGGCCUGUGCCUACCUAGACCUCCAGGGGACAUGGAAAACUGCACCUUGUGGUGAAAAACACUUCUCUGCCUGCAAAGCAUCUGAGGGUGUGCUUCCCUCUGCUGCCCCGCAGGAUGCUGGCCAAUGUCCUGCCUCUGACCACACCUUCUGGAUUCCUUUCCGAAGCCACUGCUACAGCUUCAACAGCAACGAAAUGAGCUGGGCUCAGGCUGUGCUUCAGUGCAUCCAAGCAGGUGGCACACUGACUUCUGUAGAAGAUGUGGCUGAAUCAAACUUCUUAGCAGAGCAUGCAGACCUACACAGGAGCAAGACCAGUGGCUUUUGGAUAGGAAUCUACAGAGCUUUCAAUGGGCAGCUGCUUUGGCAAGACCACAGAGCGAUAGACUUUGCCAACUGGGCUGCAGGGCAGCCCUUGGAGGGGCAGCUGCAGUGCUGCGUGGAGCUGUCUGCUCUCUCUGGCUACUGGAGCAGCCUUCCCUGCUCUUCCCAGAAGGGUUUCAUCUGUAAGAAGCCAAAAACUCUUAAAGCAGCUACAGACAUGGAAGGUGCCAAGAAGGACCAAGCACAUAGACACAUGAAUGUGUGGAUUGUACUUACUCUGCUCCUCAUCAUUUUGUUAGGGAUGGGCUUCAUGAUUUACUUCUUAAUCAAGGUGAGGACUCUAAGAGAGGCUGAAGGAGAGGCAAGACGGAGCAGCACGCUGGUGGAACACAGCUGUGUCCUCACUGGAGUGGUAGCUGAAGAUGAUGCCACCCAAGAAGAAAAACAUGAUCAGAGUGUGGUCUAAGACAGCCAAACUGCAUGGUUAAGCUUAAAAUAAUCUUUGUAACUAACUGAGGGCUGAGGGUCAGGACGGGGAGAGAGGGGGGACAGGCUCUGCUCACUGCUCCCUGAGAUUGGACAAAGAGCAAUGGAUGGAAGCUGCAGCACAGGAGGUUGCAGCUCAGCACAAGGGGGAACUUCUCUCCUGUCAGGGUCCCAGAGCCCUGGCACAGGCUGCCCAGAGAGGUUGUGCAGUCUCCUUCUCUGGAGCCUUUCCAGCCCUGUCUGGAUGUGUUCCUGUGUGCCCUGAACUCAAUUGUAUGCUCCUGCUGUGGCAGGGGGGUUGGACUGGAUGAUCCUUUUGGGUCCCUUCCAACUCCUAACAUCCUGUGAGCCUGUGACCAUCUUCUAGCUGGAACAAAGGAGAUCUUAGUCAAAGUUAGCUGCACCUCAUAGGCACCAUCAGCAUUCGUUGCUGUGGAGAGGAUGGAGAGCUCUCACUCUCUGCUCUUCAAGAAACCCUCUUGGGACUGUGACUCAGCACUGCACGAAAUGUCCAUUCAAACAAGCAUGAAAAUGACAGAAGCAGUGGGAAAAUGCAUUCCAGACUUCCAGAUCACCAGAGAUCUUUAGGGCAGCAGCAGCAGCACACACAGAUGUGGUGAGCACUCCUUUUGAAGAGCACUCAGCCCCACAGCCUGCACUUGGAGGCUGUGUCGCAGCACCACAUGCUGAAGUGUGCUCAGUUAACCAACGGCAGAGGUGCUUGGAGUAAACAGAGCUUUACAGGAGCUGAUCAUACAAUCAACUAGGUUGGAAGAGACCUCCAAGCUCACACUGGGGGAAGUUUAAACCCAAUCUCAUGCUACCAAGAGAGGCAAUCCUGCAGGUUGCACAUUGCUGUCAAAGUGGGUUGGAUUCACACAGUUUGGGUAAGGAAGAAUAGGUCAAGGCACAUCAGUGCUGUCAGAAUACAUUUACACUGUUAAUGGCAGUGUCUUGUCACAGACUCAUAGAGUCAAGCAGAUUGGCAGAGUCCUCCAAGCUCAUCCAGCCCAACCUAGCACCCAGCCCUGGACAAGCAACCAGACCAUAGAAUCAUAGAACAACCAGGUUGGAAGAGACCUCCAAGAUCAUCCAGUCCAACCUAUCACCCAUGGCACUAAGUGCCCCAGCCAGGCUUGGCUUCAACACUUCCAGCCACAGAGACUCCACCACCUCCCUGGGCAGCCCAUUCCAGUGCCAAUCACUCUCUCUGCCAGGAACUUCCGAACAACAUCCAGCCUAGACCUGCCCUGGCACAGCUUGAGGCUGUGUCCCCUUGUUCUGUUGCUGGCUGCCUGGCAGCAGAGCCCAACCCCACCUGGCUACAGCCUCCCUGCAGGCAGCUGCAGACAGCAAUGAGCUCUGCCCUGAGCCGCCUCUGCUGCAGGCUGCACCCCCCCAGCUCCCUCAGCCUCUCCUCACAGGGCUGAUUAUUGCUCCUGGCUUAGCCAGGACACAGCAAUAAAAGUGCAGUGCAGGUACUUGUGCUUCUCUCCUUGGAUGGUGCAAAGCAAGCACAGCUUUGCAAGCAGCAAGGCUCCACAGCUCUGAAUGUUUUGUAUCGUGUAUGAGCAAAGGCUUCUCCCAAUAAAGGACCAAUGCAUUGCA